AAUUCAUCGACCCACACAAGGAACGAGCGACGUUCCGAAAGUUCAUCAUCAUGCUAUCUAAUUCUGUCCUCCAGAGGCUAGCAAGCUGGUGCCCGUGGCUUCUCAGAGAUGAGCCGAAGCUGAAGCAGCCUGUCAAGGUUCUCGUCACCGGCGCCGCGGGGCAGAUCGGGUACGCCAUUGUCUCCAUGAUCGCGAGGGGCCUGAUGCUCGGGCCGGACCAGCCGGUGGUGCUCCACAUGCUGGACAUCCCGCGCAUGGCGGACGCCCUGAACGGCGUCAGGAUGGAGCUGGUCGAUGCCGCCCUGCCUCUUCUCAGAGGUGUCGUGGCGACGACCGACGAGGCCGAAGCGUUCCAGGGCGUUAACUUCGCCGUCCUGAUCGGUGGAUGGCCGAGGAAAGAAGGGAUGGAGAGGAAGGACCUGAUCGCCAAGAACGUCGCCAUCUACAAGUCCCAGGCCUCGGCGCUGCAGCAGCAUGCCGCGCCAAACUGCAAGGUCCUGGUGGUGGCCAACCCUGCGAACACGAACGCGCUCAUGCUGAAGGAGUUCGCGCCGGCGGUGCCCGCCAGGAACAUCACCUGCCUGACGCGGCUCGACCACAACCGCGCCCUGGGCCAGAUCGCCGAGAAGCUGGGCGUGCACGUCGGCGACGUCAGGAACGCCGUCGUGUGGGGGAACCACUCCUCCACGCAGUUCCCCGACGGCAGCCACGCCACGGCCAGGACCGAGCACGGGGAGAAGCCCGUCAGGGAGCUCGUCGCCGACGAGAAAUGGUUGAGGGAGGAGUUCGUCGGCACCGUGCAGCAGCGCGGCGCGGCGGUAAUCAAGGCGCGGAAGCAGUCGAGCUCGCUGUCCGCCGCCAGCGCGGCCUGCGACCACAUGAGAGACUGGAUCCUCGGCACGCCAAAGGGUAUGUGGGUGUCCAUGGGCGUGUACUCUGACGGGAGCUAUGGCGUCCCAGAGGGCAUCUUCUACUCGUUCCCGGUGACGUGCGAGAAGGGAGAGUGGUCUAUCGUGCAGGGCCUUCAGGUUGAUGACUUUGCACGAUCCAAGAUGGAGCUUUCGGCGAACGAACUCGACGAAGAGAGGUCCAUGGCUUACGAGUUUGUCAGCACUUAAAGAGAUCGGUAGAUCCCUUGUGUAUACAGAAUCAGAAUGUAGACGAAAAUGAUCAGGAGCUUCGGACCAUUGUUGCAUAACCACCAAUAAAACAGACAACAACGAAAUGUAGCGUAUCAAUCACAAAUACUGCUUUCGAUAAACAAUACUGGCCUGUCCUAGCUGAUAUAUGACAAUCGAGUAACAAGAACACACUGCAGUUAUCUUCUAA
Messenger RNA from Panicum hallii, 1329 nucleotides. Its product is annotated as malate dehydrogenase, cytoplasmic-like. NCBI's taxonomy places the organism in Eukaryota, Viridiplantae, Streptophyta, Magnoliopsida, Poales, Poaceae. Gene Ontology annotation, biological process: tricarboxylic acid cycle; malate metabolic process; oxaloacetate metabolic process. The transcript is spliced from 7 exons. The record is from RefSeq and is a predicted model, not a curated record. Gene Ontology annotation, molecular function: L-malate dehydrogenase (NAD+) activity. The coding region runs from base 51 to 1118 and encodes 355 amino acids.